UAUGACAUAGAGAGUUGUUUCCUUCCCACUCUAUCUCGAAUUAAAGAGGGGCGGUGGGGAAUGGUGAUGGAUGAGAUUGAGAUUGAGAGUGAGAGUGGCGAUGAGCCUCUGACGCCGGCGGGGAGGCUGUUCCUGCAGCCAGAAAUGAACCAAAUAAUACACUGCGUAAUAGGGAUGAAGAACCCUCCGGACAUCGAGUCAAUCAAAUCAGAAAUCAAGAACUCAAGUAUGCUAAAACAUCCAAGGUUCACAAGUCUCAUGGUACGCGACCAUCGAGGCGUUGAGCACUGGAGACCCAUCAAGAUCGACAUCGACCACCACCUCCGUAUCAUCAAACAACCACUCUCCGACGUCGACGAUGAAUCCGCCAUCAACGACUACUUGGCCGAUUUAUCAACAACAGAUACUUGCUCUGGUCUUGGCCUUGGCCUUAGCAUGGAUAAGCCCUUGUGGGAAAUCCAUAUUCUGAUUGCCCACAAGUGCGUCAUCUUUCGAAUCCACCAUUCCCUCGGUGAUGGGAUUUCCUUGAUGUCCAUGCUCCUCGCCAGCUGCAGGAAGGUCAACGAUCCAGAGGCCUUGCCCUCCAUACCUGUGACGACUGGGACUCGGAUUCCGAGGAAUUUUUGGAAUUUUCUCGUUACGGUGUGGUUCUGUUUGAUCUUUGCCAUCGAGCUUAUCCUGAGGUGUUUGUGGAUUCGUGACCGCAAAUCGCCCAUGACCGGCGGCGCUGGUGUUGAGCUCUGGCCCAGGAAGAUGGCUACUGCCACCUUUUCCUUGGAACACAUGAAGACCGUCAAGAGGGCUGUUCAUAACGCGACCGUAAAUGACGUUCUGUUUGCAGUUAUAUCAUCUGGGAUAUCAAGAUACCUGGACUUCCGAGCACCUAAUGAGCUGCGAAACGGUGCUCAGUUAACAGGGAUAGCUAUGGUUAAUUUAAGAAAGCAGCCAGGAUUGCAGGAAAUAUCCAAUUUGAUGACAAGCAAUUCAGGAGCAAGGUGGGGUAACAAAUUUGGUAUGAUUCUCCUGCCUAUAUAUUAUCACAGAAGCGAUAGUUCAGAUUCUCUAGAAUAUUUGAAGAGAACUAAAGCAAUGAUUGACAGAAAGAAACAAUCUUUGGAGGCCCAUUUCUCAUACAAAGUUGGAGAUUUCGUAAUGUCAACUCUUGGUCCAAAGUUUGCUAGCUUGCUGAACUACCGGAUACUCUGUAACACUACCUUUACAAUCUCAAAUGUGAUUGGCCCACAAGAGGAGAUUAUGAUUGGAGGCAAUCCAAUAACGUUCUUAAGGGCAAAUAAUUCUGCCUUGCCUCAUGCACUCAUUUUGAAUAUGGUGAGCUAUGCUGGAAGGGCAGACAUGCAAGUUCAGGUGGCCAAGGACAUCAUUCCCGAUCCUGAGUUUCUUGCGAAGUGCUUUGAAGAUGCAUUGCUUGAAAUGAAGGAGCAAGUUACAGCAAAACUCUGACAUUUGGAGAUAUUUUUUUGGUGAAUGUUGAAAUACAUAUGAUCACCGGCAAAGAAUCCCUUACAUUAUGAUAAUGUUAAGCAUUAAAUGUUUACUUUCUCAAAUGUUAUAAAGGGACUGAUUUGUGAUCCAUCCAUCUCACUCUUUGCGUUGAUAGCUUAUAUGACCUAUAAAAGAAAUUUACGCACAAGUUCAAUGGAUUUGUAGUCUAGUGUAUGUCAGUCUUACAUUUAGCUCAUCUAAUGAUUGUAGUGACUACUGACUAGUGUGCCAUGAUGCUAGUCGUUUGUGCUUAUUCAAUGGUCCUUUAACAACAAUCAUUUA
Molecule: messenger RNA, 1785 nt
Organism: Gastrolobium bilobum
Lineage: Eukaryota; Viridiplantae; Streptophyta; Magnoliopsida; Fabales; Fabaceae
Product: wax ester synthase/diacylglycerol acyltransferase 3-like
Exons: 6
Coding region: 61-1461 (466 amino acids)
Biological process (GO): triglyceride biosynthetic process
Cellular component (GO): plasma membrane
Molecular function (GO): diacylglycerol O-acyltransferase activity; long-chain-alcohol O-fatty-acyltransferase activity
Source: RefSeq, a predicted model, not a curated record